Molecule: messenger RNA, 697 nt
Organism: Fonticula alba
Lineage: Eukaryota; Rotosphaerida; Fonticulaceae
Exons: 2
Source: RefSeq, a predicted model, not a curated record
GCGCAUUCUCACGGCCCUUAUCCCCCUGAGCUACGUGGUUGGGAUACGUCCCACUCAGCUCGGCGUAAAGACGCUGCAGUCGCACUUGCUGGUGCCUCGGCCCUAUGCCGAGCUAAAUGCCAUCUUCCGGAAUGGCAACAUUGCCGGCCUGGUGACCUUCUGCCAGCAAUAUGCCCCGAUGCUCAAGCAUUCCGGCGUCUACUUCCCCCUGGCGCGACUGUCUCAGGGACCCCUUUUUGCGGCCUUCAUCAGGAUCGCCACCCCGGCAUUUGGGCAAAAAACCAUGGACCUGGGCAGUCUGGCCCAAGUUAUCCAAGUCCUGCAGCAGCAGACACAACUCCCUCCGACCGUGCUGGCCGAGCUCGAUGAUGUUGUCUUCCCAACUGACAUUGCCGGCAUCCUGGAUCUCAUCUACUCGACCAAUGCCAAUGCCGCCGAGUUGCCAAACACCCAACAGCAGCGACCCUUCGCGUGCCAGCUUCUGCUCGGCUCCUCGAUGCUCCUCUAUCGGGGUACCGUGGUCCGCCCACAGGCCACCUUUUAUGGCCCAGUGGUGGUCAGCUCCCUGGAUGGUGAGCAAAUCCUCGGUGGCCAUGAUUUGGAGCAAGUCGGCAAUGUCAUUGUGCACAAUCGCACGCGUGUUGAUUCGUGGAACGAUUAUGUGGUCAUCCUCCCGGGCACCAAAAAUUGCCUGUGA